Zingiber officinale is the source of this 1969-nucleotide messenger RNA. RefSeq lists its product as uncharacterized. Lineage: Eukaryota; Viridiplantae; Streptophyta; Magnoliopsida; Zingiberales; Zingiberaceae. The transcript has 4 exons. The record is from RefSeq and is a predicted model, not a curated record. The coding region runs from base 464 to 1783 and encodes 439 amino acids.
UGAAAGGGAACACGAAACAGUUCAACGCCUUCACGCUACAGACCGCCGCCUCGACAACGACACCGUUGAGCUCAGCGCUGAAUAAUUAAAUGGAUGCUCGCAUCACCUUCCAGCCCCGAUCGCUCACGCUCUCUGUCUCUCUCUGCCCUUGGUGGUGCAGAGGAAUCUCCAUAAAUUCGAUUCAAGGAAGAAUCUCCGUGUCUCUGUGAUCGAUUGGCCUUUUGCUCCCGCGACCUACUGUGGAGACUUCUCUGUUCUUCCCUCGCCCCUUUUUUUUCUUGAUUAAAAUUCCAAACUUGUGGCGGAUUCCACGCUGUACGAUCUCCAAUCGCAGAAAGCUGCAAUUUUUCCCCUUUUAAAACCUUUCCAGCGAUCGAGAAGUCUGUAAAAAUCGCAUCUUGGGCCCGAGAUCCCCCGCUUGGUGAAGGCAAAGCACGAGCCGGAGCAGCGGCGGGGGUUGCGAAUGGAGCGGCCGCAGCAGCAACAGCAGGCGGAGCGGGCGGCGGUGGUGGCGAUCGAGUGCGUUGCGGGGAGCUCGAGGGCGGAGGAGUGGGGCGGCGACAUGCUGCAGACGGGGGACGUGGUGGAGGAAAUCAAGAUAGGUGGGUUGCCCGCGAUCCGCUCCCCUUUCAAGGGCGGGAAGAGCGGCGUUCAGAAGCUGCUCCACUCCGCCUACAAGCGCAACGACACCUCCAUCGAGGUCAGAGUUCGUCGCUGCGGCGGAGAGGCCGUCGGCCUGCAGGCCUGCAUCGUUCCCCACGGCUCCUCCGGUCGCCGCCAAUACGUGCUCCGCUCCAUCCAUGACCCCAACUACGCCGUCGGCUUCGUCGACCGCCUCGAGAGCGAGUGCAUCGCCUUGCAGGGCUCAAGGAGCUCCAGGGUCGUCUGUGCUCUAAGCACUGCCAGGCUGCAAGAUGGAUAUGUAUCAUACAACUGGGAAAAGAAGAUGGAGUUUCUUCCAGUGGCCAACUCGAGCUGCUUCCUGUCGAUGCUGAUUCUUCCAAAGGCCUUAGACGCAGUUGCAUCGCGGUACAAUUCGCUCGAGGACACCUUGGCCCGUGCCAAUUCCUGGCUCUUCUGCUCUCAGCACUCUGGCGUCCCCAUUGAGUUCAUGAGCGUGCAGACUGAAGCUCUCUUAACCAAGAUAUCGGGCGAGACUGCCUCUGCGACCGUGAACACUGGAUCACUUUCAGACCUCUCAAACCUCGCAAACGCUAGCCUCUACGGGUUCGAGGACUACCACGGCGUCGACAUUGGAGUGGUCAAGGCAGUUCGGCUUUGGUACACGGCGGCUGCUGGGGAAGUAGCAGUAGACAUCAAGCUCCAAGAAGGUGACACCAAGCUGGGCUUUUCCAUUAGUCGCACUGAAGAGGGAUUCAUCUACAUCUCUUCAGUAGAUGAAACAGACAUUGAAGCAGCUUCAACGCGCUCAGGCCUUGGGGAUCUGUUCCGGCAAGCGAAGAGCGAUUCGAAGCUGCUGGUGAUCUCGAGGGUGUCCAACGAGAAGGUCCUCCCAUGGAUGGUGUCCUCUGCAGGAGCCAUUCGCUGUUUCGACACCAUCUCCCUCAGCCAGAAGCUCUCCCUCCACAGGCACGCCAUGAAGCCGAUCCGGAUCCACGUCCUGAUGUGGGAGCAUCUAUCAGGCAACAGUCCGACGCCGUCUCUCUCUCGUCCUUUACCUCCGUCUACAGCCGAUUCGCCGGAAAUCGGACGAGAUGGGGACAGCGUGGGCGAUCUAUCCUUCAGAUUUAAUGAGCUCAUUUCUUCAAACAGAUGGUUAUGACCCAUGAAUGCAUAUAUUGACUUGACUGAGUUGAGAUCACGUCUGUUCUUCCACUUCUGUAUCUGGUUGAGUUGUUCUUGAAGGAAAUAUAAUUGCAAAUCACAGAAUAAAACUUCAAGGAAAGCUUCUUUGUAUAAAGCACAUUGCAUUCUUGCUUUUCCUUGUAAUCAGGACUUUAAUGCGCAA